CUUUCUCCCGUUCAAGAAUCGUCUGCUUCUUCCACCCAUUCAUUAUUUAAACCAUGAGGUUGUAUUAUAAUUUAUACAUCUCCCAUGGGUAAUUCAAGUUUCAAGAUGGCUAAGAACAACCUUAUGUUAAUUCUGCACAAGAGGUGUUCGAAGAAAUGUCUAAACUAGAAAAGAAGGUAUCAAUCAAGGGAAGGGGCUGGUAUCAAUAUGUCUAUGUAAGAAGGUAGGGGCUGGUAGAAGUUCUGGAACAUCAACUGCUCAAACUUUGGUGAAGUUUUUGUUUUCCAGAAUAAAAGAAUAAAAGCAUGACGUCCCGAUUCAUCGGAUCGUCAUGAGGGUGAGAAUGGUCCACAUGAUGUUUACUACCAACAAAUCACUCUUGGAUACAUCUCUCCUCCAUCACAAAAAUCAACAACAGCUCUCUAUUCUCUCAAAUCAUCAGAAAUGCCAAGACAGCUUCAAAUCAAAUUGUCAGUUAUCCUCAGAAGUUAACCAUCUCUUUCCGUUGUGCGACCGACGAGAUCUCCUCAAAAGCAAUCUUUUUCUGCCGUGCCACCUACACAAUGGAGGAGACAAAGGUCGGGUAAUCAAAUUUGAAGAUGAAUCCCAUGCGCGCCUGGAAAUCAACCGAACACAUGCUCUAAAGGCGCCAUCGGAAUUCAUUCAAGCUGAUCAAGAGCAACUUCUAGAAGGCAAGGACUACAAGCAAGACUUUGAAGAUUCCUCAAACCCCGACAUCAAAGAACAAAUUGCCAAGAAGACAUCAAAGGGG
Molecule: messenger RNA, 772 nt
Organism: Cuscuta epithymum
Lineage: Eukaryota; Viridiplantae; Streptophyta; Magnoliopsida; Solanales; Convolvulaceae
Source: the annotation of a GenBank genome assembly